GAUAAGAACCACAGCAGCCAUCGGCCUGCCUGCACUGAACGCAGGACCUUGCCAGCACCCUCUGCUGAAACACGCACCAAAGCGCGCAGAUUUCUGUAAAGCCUUGGGAAGAAAGUAAGAUUAUCACUGCUACGGCUCACCGGCAGUUCAGUACUCCAGCCGAGUGGUCCUUCAAGAACCGAAAUGGCAAGCGACGCUUUCACGUACAUCGAUGGCCUGUACAUCGGCAAGGCUUUUCCCGAAGACGCCGUGAGAUCGACCAUCGCCUACAAGCCGCGAGCGGGAGACCUGUUCAUCGUAACUUACCCCAAGUGCGGCACUUCAUGGAUGCAGCAGAUCGUCUACAACAUACUCACCGACGGCAACAUACCGGACGACAAGACGGACGCCAUCCUGCGCUUGCCUUUUCUCGAGAUCCAAGGAGCCGACGCCGCAGCGCACGCACUCAAGCCGGGAGCCUUCAAGACCCACCUGCCCUUCUGGAUGAACCCUUACUCGCCCGACGCCAAGUACAUCUACGUCGCCCGAAACCCGUACGACUGCUGCGUGUCCUUCUACCACCACACCAAGAACUUUGACACGUACCACUACGAAGACGGCACGUUCGACGACUUCCUCGACAAGUUCGUCGACGGCAAAGUGGACUUCGGAGACUACUUCGACCACCUCUUGUCGUGGUACGAGCAUCGCGACGACCGUAACGUCCUCUUUGUCACCUUCGAGGACAUCAAGCGUGACCCGAGGGCUUGGAUACUGCGCGUGGCCUGACUUCAUGGGCGAGGCUUACUGGAGCCAAACUACGCGACGACGAAGCCUUGCUGGACAAGAUCGUGAACGCCGUCUCGUUCGAAAAUAUGAA
Rhipicephalus sanguineus (brown dog tick) is the source of this 859-nucleotide messenger RNA. RefSeq names its product sulfotransferase ssu-1-like. The record is from RefSeq and is a predicted model, not a curated record. NCBI's taxonomy places the organism in Eukaryota, Metazoa, Arthropoda, Arachnida, Ixodida, Ixodidae. Gene Ontology annotation, molecular function: sulfotransferase activity. Gene Ontology annotation, biological process: sulfation. Gene Ontology annotation, cellular component: cytoplasm.